Perognathus longimembris pacificus (Pacific pocket mouse) is the source of this 662-nucleotide messenger RNA. It is a transcript of the gene Pole4, whose product is annotated as DNA polymerase epsilon 4, accessory subunit. Gene Ontology annotation, cellular component: nucleus; epsilon DNA polymerase complex. The record is from RefSeq and is a predicted model, not a curated record. Gene Ontology annotation, molecular function: protein heterodimerization activity. The transcript has 4 exons. The coding region runs from base 26 to 382 and encodes 118 amino acids. NCBI's taxonomy places the organism in Eukaryota, Metazoa, Chordata, Mammalia, Rodentia, Heteromyidae.
GCGCGCUCAGUCCGCUCCGGGCGGGAUGGCGGCCACGGCGGCAGCUGGGAGCGGGACGUCCGGGGAGGAGGAGGAGGGGCCUGGUGGGGAGUCAGCGGCUUUACAGCCCCAAACCCCAGCGAAUGCACCCGGAGCUCGUCUCUCCAGGCUGCCCCUGGCGCGAGUGAAGGCCUUGGUGAAGGCGGACCCCGACGUGACGCUAGCGGGCCAGGAAGCCAUCUUCAUUCUGGCGCGAGCAGCGGAGCUGUUUGUGGAGACCAUUGCUAAAGAUGCUUACUGCUGUGCUCAACAGGGAAAGAGGAAAACCCUCCAGAGGAGAGAUUUGGAUAAUGCAAUAGAAGCUGUGGAUGAAUUUGCUUUUUUGGAAGGUACUUUGGAUUGAUUGCUGAGCUGGGCUGUUUUUUGAGCCUUCACUGCAUUCUUCAGCUUGUCCCGUUCUGCAUCAGCUCUGAAGAACAGAGUCUUCACCAUCCUCUGUUCUAUGUUUACCUAAUCUGGGAUAAGCGGAUAUUUUUCUCCAUAAGGUCUUCCACUACUUAUGUCUGUCUUCCACUUCAGGCCUGGAUGUAGCUGCUGCAGCAUGGGGCAGAGAUGAAGAAACUGUUCUGCUAAGUGGUUUAAUGAAUGAUUUAGACCAGAAUAAAGGUCUUUGAUCGACUUCA